Caenorhabditis bovis is the source of this 1299-nucleotide messenger RNA. NCBI's taxonomy places the organism in Eukaryota, Metazoa, Nematoda, Chromadorea, Rhabditida, Rhabditidae. The record is from the annotation of a GenBank genome assembly.
AUGGCUCUCAACGUGAAUCGCUCUGUCUCUGAUCCGUUCUACCGUUACAAAAUGCCGAAACUGAUGGCCAAGGUAGAGGGAAAAGGCAACGGAAUCAAGACCGUCAUCUCAAACAUGUCUGAAAUUGCCAAGGCUCUCGAGCGCCCACCGAUGUACCCAACAAAGUAUUUCGGCUGUGAGCUCGGUGCCCAGACCAAUUUCGACGCCAAAAACGAGCGCUACAUUGUCAAUGGUGAACAUGACGCCAACAAGCUUCAAGACAUUCUUGAUGGUUUCAUCAAGAAAUACGUUUUGUGUCCUGCUUGCGAGAAUCCAGAAACAUCACUGAUGGUUCGCAAAAAUACCAUUCAUAGCAAAUGCAAAGCUUGCGGAAACGCGUUCGCCAUUGAUAACAAGCAUAAAUUGUCGACAUUCAUCAUUCGCAAUCCACCAAAGAUCGAUAUUGAUUUUGCUAAAGCCGAAAAGAACGGAAAGAAAGUUUCUGAGGCAAUCAAUGAACCAGCUGAGAUUACGAAUGGUGGCGACAAAGGAAGCUCGAAUGACGAUGAAGAUGACGAUUGGGAACCGGAGCCGAUUGAACCAAAUGGCGCUUUGUCGGCCGGAAUGGGCAAGCUUGUAUUGGACAAGGAUUUGGAGAAAAGCGAAGAACAACGUUUGGAUAUGCUUCACAGCUUUUUCCUUAAGGCUAAAGAACAAGAAAAGAUUACUUCCACCCCGGAUCAGAAGCUACUUCUUGAUGAAGCCGAACGUCUUGAGUUGAAACAGAAAGCAUCGCUUUUGUUGGCUAUGGUGCUCUUCAAUGAGAACAUUUUGACUGAAAAGCAGAUCGAGAAAAAUCGUAAUCUUCUGUUGAGAUUCACAUUGAAUGACAAGAAGGCCCAACGCUACUUACUUGGGGGAAUCGAGCAGCUAAUCUCUAAGCACGAGGGCACUCUUUUGCAGAAAUCACCUCAUAUAAUAAAAGCUUUAUAUGACUCGGAUGUUUGCACCGAAGAGGCGCUUUUGGCAUGGGGAGCUAGGCCAUCAUCGAAAUAUGUGUCGAAAACGACCGCAAAGAAGAUUAUCGAGAAUUCGCAGCCAGUUUUGGAUUGGCUUCGGGAGGCCGAGGAAGAGACAGAUGAGGAUUCCGAUGAAGAUAUUGACUUCGAUAAUGAAGUCAAGGAAAGUGAAUUCUUGCGAAAGCAGCGCGAAGAAGCCGAAAGAAAGGCUAAGGCUGCCGCUGCUGCUGCUGCUGCAGUGAGCAAUGGUACUAACAAAGUUGAGGCCGACGAGGAUGAUUUGGAUAUUGAUGAUAUUUAA